AUGUCUUACACUGCACUUGCCGUGACCUUUUUUGGCUGGUUAGCCUUGUCUUCAGCUUGUUAUAUACAAAACUGCCCCAUAGGAGGAAAGAGAUCGGUGAUAGACUUCAUGGACGUAAGAAAGUGUAUCCCCUGUGGACCAAGGAACAAAGGUCACUGCUUUGGGCCCAACAUCUGCUGUGGAGAGGAGCUGGGUUGUUACUUUGGCACCACGGAGACUCUGAGAUGUCAAGAAGAAAAUUUCCUCCCUUCACCGUGUGAAUCUGGAAGGAAACCAUGUGGGAAUAAUGGAGGGAACUGCGCCGCCUCCGGCAUCUGCUGCAACCAUGAGAGCUGCACGAUGGACCCGGCCUGCGAACAGGACUCUGUAUUUUCCUAG
This is a messenger RNA of Bufo bufo (common toad), 378 nucleotides long. RefSeq names its product mesotocin-neurophysin MT. The record is from RefSeq and is a predicted model, not a curated record. Gene Ontology annotation, molecular function: neurohypophyseal hormone activity. The coding region runs from base 1 to 378 and encodes 125 amino acids. Gene Ontology annotation, cellular component: secretory granule; extracellular region. Lineage: Eukaryota; Metazoa; Chordata; Amphibia; Anura; Bufonidae. The transcript has 3 exons.